Messenger RNA from Paraglomus brasilianum, 341 nucleotides. The record is from the annotation of a GenBank genome assembly. NCBI's taxonomy places the organism in Eukaryota, Fungi, Glomeromycota, Glomeromycetes, Paraglomerales, Paraglomeraceae.
GUCAAGACAUUCAGUUUUAUCAAUUGCUACAAGAAUUAUGUACUGGUCAACUGUCUGAAUUUUCUCAAACUCUCAUUCAACAAAAACUUACUUCACCCAAGACAGCCAUUAAUGCAAUUGAUACCACUCAUCUUGUGGGCUAUAAACACCUUGCAUAUAACAUUAAUUCAUCUAUAUGCAAUGCUUUACCUAGAGAUGAAAAAUAUCCCACACCAAUAUAUUUCUCUGCUGAAGAUUACAUGAAUGAGAGACAACUUGAAACAGGAGAUUAUGAGUCUCUUUUCUGUCAUCAUACAAAUCUUCCAAUAGAUUUGACUCUUUGUAUUGGAGCUCAGACAUAA